AUGGCCCCCCGUGAAAACCUUCCACGCUAUUUUGCCAAGUCCGGUCCAACUGACGCGGAUCCACGCAAGACAAAGAAAGAUGGAGGUGGCAAGGGCAAUUGGGGUCGCUCCGGAGACGAAGUGCAGGAUUAUGGUUAUACCAUGAACAAUGCUCGGCGUCGUUCUAACAGCAGCACGCAAGGCUUGGCUGACUUCAGGACCAAGUUUGAAACGAUCGAGCCUGAGCCGGUCUUCGAGGAACAGCUCCACGGGGCAGCUGACGUGACCGUGGCUGAUGAGAGCACCGUGACUAAAGUCGAGAGUACCAGCAGCAGCAACGACAGUUAG
Penicillium daleae is the source of this 327-nucleotide messenger RNA. RefSeq lists its product as uncharacterized. The coding region runs from base 1 to 327 and encodes 108 amino acids. NCBI's taxonomy places the organism in Eukaryota, Fungi, Ascomycota, Eurotiomycetes, Eurotiales, Aspergillaceae. The record is from RefSeq and is a predicted model, not a curated record. The transcript is spliced from 2 exons.